Messenger RNA from Exaiptasia diaphana, 544 nucleotides. RefSeq names its product procollagen galactosyltransferase 1-like. Lineage: Eukaryota; Metazoa; Cnidaria; Anthozoa; Actiniaria; Aiptasiidae. The record is from RefSeq and is a predicted model, not a curated record. Bases 59 to 544 code for a protein of 161 amino acids. The transcript has 2 exons. Gene Ontology annotation, molecular function: procollagen galactosyltransferase activity.
CGUCGCCUGGAACUAGGGUCAUGUCAGCUGGAUAGUGUUACUCCGUCAUCGAUCCAACAUGCACACUUUGAUGCCAUGUGUUUCCCUCUCUUUUCUACUAAUUUUAAGCUUCCGAUACACUAUAGCCGAACCACGAUUAUCUGAUAUUCUAAAGAAUUCCACCAAGGAGUCUAUUUUAAAGGAACCGACUGUACUUAUUUCAAUUAUAGCCCGAAAUUCGGCGCAUCUCCUACCGAACUGGCUCGGCUACUUGGAAAACUUAGACUACCCAAAGAAUAGAAUCUCAAUCUGGAUUAGCACAGAUCACAAUGAAGACAACACAUCAAGUAUUCUUCGAGAAUGGGUUACCAAUGUUAAACCACUUUACCAUAGAGUUCUUAUCAAUGUGACAGCGUCGCCRAAGAGCUAUAUAGAUGCAUCACAUGCAUCAGAAUGGACAGAUGCUAGAUAUUACCAAGUGGCCUUGUUAAGACAAAAGGCUCUUGAUUCAGCUCGAAAGCAAUGGGCUGAUUAUUUAUUUGUAAGUCAGUACUUUGUGAAUUAA